Messenger RNA from Musca domestica (house fly), 881 nucleotides. RefSeq lists its product as uncharacterized. The coding region runs from base 204 to 740 and encodes 178 amino acids. The transcript is spliced from 4 exons. The record is from RefSeq and is a predicted model, not a curated record. NCBI's taxonomy places the organism in Eukaryota, Metazoa, Arthropoda, Insecta, Diptera, Muscidae.
GCAUAAAAGCAAAACAAAAUAAUAUUCGGAUUGUUUUUAUUUGAGCAUUUUGCACUGAAGUUUUGCUUUCAGCAGCAUCGGUGCAACAUUUCGGGUGCAACAGCAUUCAGUUGUAAAUUCAAGUACAGCAUCACAAGUUGUGCAUCAAUAAUUCGAUUCAUUUUAAAUUCAAAAUCCUUCAAUAAAUAUACUUUUUUUUCGAAAUGGCAACCUGUUGCACCAUUCGAAAACUUAAUUAUUUAUCAGCCAUUUUCUUUCUGGUUGUUGGUGUAAUUGGAAUUUCAAUUUGCUUCAUAUUUUUCGCCCUUUCCAAAGAUGAGAAAUUUUGGGAAGAAUUUGGUGAAAGUAAGACAUGGUCAUAUACGUUUAUAUCCAUAUUCCUGAUAUAUACCCUUAUAUUAGUUGGCACAUCAAUUUUUUUAAUUAUUGGACUUAGAAAGAACCGUUACGAUUUUAUGAAACCGUUCAUCUAUACCGUCUAUUCGGGUAUUGUAUUUACAUUGUCUGUGGCAAUACGGGUUUUCUUUAAGGGUUUGAGGAAGAAGCAACCUGUUGGCCAACUUGCGCUGGAAUUGUUUAUCGAUAUAGCUGUGUGCGCUUUCCAAGGUCUUUUACUAUAUCCUGUGUACAAGUACUAUAAGGAUCUAAAAGCCAAUCGGUUUUUGCCAGAGCAGCAUACCCUGAAUGGCAAUCAACCGCUCAAUAAGCCCAACUAUCAUCCAAUUCAGGGUCAGGCUUAACAUGAAAGAUGGUUGUUGCAGCAUUAAUUGGAAACUUCAACUCUAAAUUUUAAGUCACUGAUUUAUGAAGAUAUACUAACUAUUAUAUUAAAGCACCGCAUUUUUUAAUUUGAAUUUAAAAAAUACAUUUAAUAAAACAAA